Anneissia japonica is the source of this 519-nucleotide messenger RNA. RefSeq lists its product as uncharacterized. The record is from RefSeq and is a predicted model, not a curated record. The coding region runs from base 106 to 519 and encodes 137 amino acids. NCBI's taxonomy places the organism in Eukaryota, Metazoa, Echinodermata, Crinoidea, Comatulida, Comatulidae. The transcript has 3 exons.
CGGAUGCAAUUGGUUUUAGACGAACAUGUACUAACGGUAGAAUCCCUGGAAGUAUGUGGCUCUGAAUGGUAGGCUUAACGAAUCUGACCUCUCCAAAUAGUCAAAAUGUACAAACAAGUAUCAUCAUUCAACGAAGCUGACUUAACAAUGACUUCUUAUACGGCUAGAGGUAUCUCAUUCGAGGGGUACUCCAGCAUAUACGACGUGGAAGAAUCACAUGCAGUAUGCAUUAUAAUGGACAGUCAGAAUGCCAAAGCCAAUGUCCCUACACAGAAGAGUAACUCAACACAAAAAUAUAAAACUGACACCAAGACGUCCGACAGAGCCUUACUCCCAAAGAAGCCGUUCAUCAACGUUGGAUUAUUGAUAGUUAUAGUACUUGUCAUCAUCGCUACUGUAUUGGUGUUGGAAGUCGGCCUCAAAUUCAAUAUCUUAUCAAUGUCACCGAAAAUUAACGUUCCAUUGUCGGAAACUGAAUCGAAUCAUAUUCCGCAAGGUAAGAUUACUGUUCAACAAUAA